Messenger RNA from Triticum dicoccoides, 1262 nucleotides. RefSeq names its product peroxisomal membrane protein 11-1. NCBI's taxonomy places the organism in Eukaryota, Viridiplantae, Streptophyta, Magnoliopsida, Poales, Poaceae. The record is from RefSeq and is a predicted model, not a curated record. The transcript is spliced from 8 exons. Gene Ontology annotation, biological process: peroxisome fission. The coding region runs from base 283 to 996 and encodes 237 amino acids. Gene Ontology annotation, cellular component: peroxisomal membrane.
AUGCCAGCUUGUGUAGCCAUGCCUGCUGCCUGAUUUCGUAGUGAUGCAGUAUUGCAAUGCGCUCCUGAGCUGGCUGUUUCAGAAUUUUAGCUUAGCCUCUCUGCAUCUCCCGGCCUGCUCACUCACUUCUGUUUUAGUAGUUCCUAGCUUUCUUUCCGAGAAUUACACCUACUUGCCAUGAGAAAUUGUCGAUGGUAGGAGUAGGAGAUUAUAAGCUGUUGCCUGCUUCGGCGUUUGGAGUUCUGAAUUUUGUUGUCAGCCGCGGUAGAAGAUUGAAGGAAGAUGUGCUCGUUGGAGGCGACGCGGGCGGAGCUGGGGCUGGCGGUGCUGUACCUGAACAAGGCGGAGGCUCGGGACAAGAUCUGCAGGGCCAUCCAGUACGGCUCCAAGUUCAUCAGCAACGGCCAGCCCGGCACCGCGCAGAACGUCGACAAGUCCACCACCUUGGCUCGCAAGGUCUUCCGCCUCCUCAAGUGGGUGAACGAUCUGCAUGCUCUCAUCAGCCCAGCCCCCAAAGGGACCCCUCUCACACUCGUCUUGCUUGGGAAGUCUAAGAAUGCGCUGCUGUCGACCUUCCUGUUCCUGGACCAAUUCGUGUGGAUAGGAAGAUCUGGGAUAUACCAGAACAAGGAGCGCACGGACCGCAUCGCCAGGAUAUCCCUCUACUGCUGGAUGGCCUCCUCUGUCUGUGCAAGUCUAGUCGAGCUUGGGGAGCUCAAGAGGCUAUCAAAGGCGAUGAGGAAGCGCGCCAAGGAGCUCAGGGGCGCCGACAAAUACGAGGACGAGCAGUACCUGGGGAAGAUGAAGCAGUCGGACGACCGGCUGCUGGCGCUGGUGAAGGCGGGCAUGGACGUGGUGGUGGCCGUGGGCCUGCUGCAGCUGGCGCCCAAGAAGAUCACCCCCAGGGUCACCGGGGCCUUCGGCUUCGUCACCUCCCUCAUCUCCUGCUACCAGCAACUCCCGUCCCGCGCUCCCCUGGCCAAACUCAAGGCGUGAGGAACGGACGCUGCACCAUGCAUGCUAGUCCAGACGCUGCCUCCACUCAACCGGGGCCGAUGCUGCGCUCGAGCAUGGAACCUGAGAUGUUAUGCUCGUAUAUGUACUACGUACGUAGCGGUAUAGAAUGAUGACGCCGAUCGUCUGUACGCACGGUUUUUAUUAUACAUACAUGCGCGGUAUGUUAUGAGUAGCAAGUAAUGGAUAUGGUAUAUGGUGCGGUAAAACAGAAGAUGCAAGCGUUAUCCGAAAUAAUUGGACGUAAA